This is a messenger RNA of Erpetoichthys calabaricus (reedfish), 3611 nucleotides long. Its product is annotated as NACHT, LRR and PYD domains-containing protein 3-like. Gene Ontology annotation, cellular component: cytoplasm. Bases 72 to 3086 code for a protein of 1004 amino acids. Lineage: Eukaryota; Metazoa; Chordata; Cladistia; Polypteriformes; Polypteridae. The record is from RefSeq and is a predicted model, not a curated record. The transcript has 10 exons. Gene Ontology annotation, molecular function: protein binding.
GUCGUUGAUGAAAAAGGCCGUGAAAGAAGACACUUUGCCUCUUAAAUCACACAUCGUCUCUUCAUACAAAUAUGACUGAUCACUGCUUGAACGAGAAGUUCACUUCAAUGUUCCGUAGAAAAAGACGACGAGAUGAAGAUGUUUUUGCACUAUCAGGUUUGACAAAGAAGUUUCUUAAACUUAUGAAAAGAUUCUCUUAUGAUGAUCUUCUCAAAAUCACAGAGUACUACAUGUCUCAAGUAGUCUAUGUGAUUGAGUAUGACAUCACUAGCAUCCUGCAGAACGUGGUCACCAAGAACAUCCUCACCAACAAUGAUGCAAAGAAAAUAAAAGCCAAGGAAGAGUGUGAGGGGCGAAGAGGUGUGGAGUCCUUCAUCAGAGAAAUUAUGCAAAAGGAUAAUGUGCUGCUGGUCAGCCUGUGGGAAGCAUUGGCUGAGGAGCUGGUGAGAUUUCCAUCUCCAAACCUCACAAAAAUACUAGAGGAAGUAACAGAUGGAGGAUUGGACCUUAUGAAGGAUAUUCAAGCCAGUCUUAAGCACCCUGACAUUGACACUGAUAUCAGAGGCCUUUAUGACAAACACAAAGGAAAUGUCUUUGAAUCCACAAGAAAUCUGGAGGAACAGCCUUCUUCUGUAGAGCCAUGCACCAAAGCUGUGGGCUUUGAGACUCGAUACAUAGAGCUGGUGGUCAUAAAUCAGUACAAAAGAACCUAUAAUGAGACUCAACAUGAACUUGUGAAAACUGGGAGGACUCAUGCAGAGCUGGUGGAGCAGCGGACAAAAGAGAAAUGUGAGCGUAUCUGGACUGAGCAGCUUUUCAGAAGGUGUUCUAGAGGUGACAUUCUCCCCAAAAUUUUAUUGGUCAGUGGAGUGGCUGGAAUUGGGAAGACUACAAUGGUGCAGAAAAUCAUGUAUGACUGGGCCAGAGGUGCUCAGUACCAGAGGUUUGCAUUUGUGUUUGUGUUCAGAUUCCGAGAGCUCAACCUCCUUGACAAUGAGAAUGAACCACAGAUGCCUCUAACCAGGCUGAUUGUGAGACACUAUAAAUAUCUUAAUGACCCACGGCUGAGAGAAAUCCUGCAGAAACCUGAAUCUAUCCUCUUUAUAUUUGAUGGCCUGGAUGAGUACAAACACAAACUGGAUUUCACACAUCGUCGGCUCUGCUCAAACAUAAAUGACUAUUGUCCUGUUCACAUACUGGUCACCAGCCUUGUCAGCCAGACAUUACUGAAGGGUUGUUCAGUCCUGAUGACAAGCAGACCAACAGCCCUGGAGUCACUGAACAUGAAAAGAUUUGAUCGAUUUGCAGAGAUCCUGGGGUUCUUCCAUGAACAAAGGCUGAUGUACUUUAAGAAGUACUUUGUUGACACUGAUUUGGGCAGUGAAGCUUUUCAGUACGUGGAGGAUAACACUAUCCUCUACACCAUGUGCUUCAACCCCUCAUACUGCUGGAUUAUUUGCUCUGGGCUGAAGAGCCACUUCACCAAGCCUGAAGAAGAGCGAGGAGCUGCGCCCAGAACUGUCACUGAGCUCUUUGUGAUGUUCCUUCACAACAUCCUGACCAAUCACAGACGAGAAGCCGAGAACCAGAGGGAGAUCCUAAUUAAACUGGGAGAGAUGGCUUAUUAUGGGGUGGAUAAAAGGAUUCUUGUGUUUUAUGACAAAUUUGAGAUGUCCACCUUUGGUCUACGGCCAUUUCUGUCCUCAUCAUUCCUCUCUGGGUUCCUCAAGGAAAUCCUGCAAAUAGAAAGCACUUUAGACCACACAACGUACACAUUCUUCCAUCUCACACUACAGGAGUUCAUGGCUGCUUGUUUCUUCUACCUUGAUCCAUCAGCGGACAUUGUGAAGAUGCUAGAGAAUCUAGACUCUUGUAAAGAUGGACGAUUUGAAAUAUUCACUCAAUUCCUGGCAGGACUGGCUACAACUUCUGCGUUUGAAACACUGGGGAAAAUUCUUGGGGCAUUAGAGAGGAGAAAAGCAAAGCAGAUCCUGGACUGGAUGAAGCAAAGAGCUGAGCGGGCUCUGAAGGGAAGACAGAAGAGCAAACGUUUACAAGUGUGUCAGUGGCUCUGUGAAACUCAGAAUAAGAAAUUAAUCAGAGAUGCUAUUGGGAUGGAUUUAAAGAUGGAUUUUAGUAAAACAACAUUAUCCCCUCUUGACUGUGCUGUUCUGGGCUCCGUCAUCAACUGCUGUAGAGAGCUUCGGGAGCUUGAUCUGUCAAACACAAGUCUUACCCCAGAAUGCAUCAAGAAACUGGCACCAGGUCUUAUCUUCUGUAAAAGUGUGAAGCUGCAGUCUUGUGGUCUCACCUCUGAAUGUUGUGAUGCUGUCUCCUUUGCUCUUGCUGCUAAACAUUCACUUUUGAAUGAGUUGAAGCUGGGAAGCAGUAAACUGGAUGAUUCAGGAAUGCGUCUGCUGUGUGAAGGCCUAAGGAGCAAAAACUGUAAAUUGGUGAAACUAAGUCUGUCUCAAUGUGGUCUCACCUCUGGAUGUUGUUCAGCUCUCUCUUUGGCUCUCUCUAUUGACCACUCAUACCUGACUGAGCUGGAGCUGGGAUGGAAUAAACUGGAAGAUGCAGGAGUGCGUCUGCUAUGUGAAGGGCUGAAGAACAAAAGCUGUAAAUUGGAGAAACUCUGUCUGCGGUCAUGUGGGCUCACUUCUGAAUGUUGUAUACAUCUGUCAUCAGCUCUGUCUGUGGAACACUCAAGCCUGAUUGAGUUGGAGUUGACUAACAAUAAGCUGGAGGAUUCAGGAGUGCAUCUGCUCUGUGAGGGAAGAAAGAAUCUAAAUGGUAAAUUAGAGAAACUGAGGUUGAACUCAUGUCAUCUCACCUCUGGAUGUUGUGAGGCUCUUUCCUUGGCUCUAUCUGCUGAACACUCACAGCUGACUGAGCUGCAGUUAAAUGACAAUCAACUAGGGGAUUCAGGAGUGCUUCUGCUAUAUGAGGGGCUGAGGAACAAUAACUGUAAAUUAGAGGGACUGUGGGUGAAUGAUAAUGGGAUUAGUGAGCAUGAGAAGAGACGCCUGACAUCACUAGAGGAGGAACUAAAAAGAUCUGGACAGCGUGUGACAAUCUAUGUAUGAGGAGAUGAGGUUUGGUGACCAAACUGACCUGCUAGUGAUAUUCUCUAGUUGUGUCAACUGUCUGUGCUUCCGUCUGGAAUGUCACCUUGAGUUUAAAUUUUGUAAAAUAUAUGGAAUGAUGAUUUUGAAUUAGUUAAGGAGACUUAUUUGUUACUCUUGAUACUAUCCUGCACAAAAGGCACUAUACUGUAAUAUGCACUAUUAUUUGACAGCUUUGAUGUUGUUGCUUGUUUAACUUUAUUUGUUGUGAGACUGUUUUAAUAAUCUAAUAUGUUAAUAAAAUGUUUCACUUAACAAUGUAAAAUGUCAGGAUUUAAAAGAGAGUGCAUUGUGGCUAUUCAACUCAAUUAGUACAUUUCAGCAUUUAUUUAAUUAGACAUCCAUCUCAUCCACGAGGGAGAAUCAGGAUAUGUGUUUAAUUGUAAAAUGCUGUAGAAGGGAUACCCAGUCAGAGGCAGCCUUGUAAUGCAAAAGAAAAUGUCAAAAUAUAACAGGAAAGUCACACACCGCAAAACUGAAAGAUGU